AUGCCUGUCAUCGGAGCGUUGGUGGACGCAUAUCCAACGUACGAGGACUUGGAGCAGGGCCAAAAUGCGACCACGGCCACGAUAGCCAAGCUUCUCUCACCUCUACCGCAAACAAAUACCACAAUUUAUUGCGUCGGGCUCAAUUACAGGAGCCACGCGAAAGAAGCAAAUCUCAAUGUCCCCGCCAACCCACCCGUAUGGACUAAGCCACCAGCGGCUCUAGCGUCGCCAAACGAAACCAUUCCCAUCAGUCGCUUCUGCGCCUCGAAUCUUCCAGACUGGGAGGGCGAGCUCGUCUUCGUCACCUCGCGCAAGUGUCGCAACGUCACACCCGAGGAAGCCUCCAAGUAUAUCCUCGGUUACACAAUUGGAAAUGACCUUUCGUGCCGCUUCUUCCAGCUCCCUGAGCAGUCCGGCGGCCAGUUUUUCUACGCGAAGGCGUUUGACAAGUUCGCCCCGAUCGGGCCGGUCCUUGUGAGCCCUAGUGUUUUUGCCAAGGAGAGGUCAUCGGCUAGCCUUGUUACCCGGAUCAAUGGAAAAGUGAUGCAGGACACGGUGAUUGAAAAGGAUAUGAUCUUUCCGCCGGAGAGGGUUCUCAGUUGGAUGAGUCAGAGCACGACCAUCCCGGCGUAUACGGUAGUCAUGACAGGAACCCCAGCGGGGGUAGGGGUAUUUCAGAAGCCGCGGCAGCUACUGAAAGAUGGGGACCAGAUCGAGGUUGAGAUUUCGGGACUGGGGACGCUGAAGAAUGUGGCGAGGUUUGAGGAGGGGCAGGAUUCUAUCAUGUGA
Penicillium argentinense is the source of this 789-nucleotide messenger RNA. RefSeq names its product fumarylacetoacetate hydrolase family protein. Bases 1 to 789 code for a protein of 262 amino acids. Gene Ontology annotation, molecular function: acetylpyruvate hydrolase activity. The record is from RefSeq and is a predicted model, not a curated record. The transcript has 5 exons. NCBI's taxonomy places the organism in Eukaryota, Fungi, Ascomycota, Eurotiomycetes, Eurotiales, Aspergillaceae.